GCUGGUUUCACGCCUGACGUUUGCGGUGUGUUGUCAGCAGCUUUGUAAGGCACCGAGGCGGCUGGCUUGUGGUGCGCGUUCGCUUCUUUUCAAACUGGAAAUUAUCUAGCACAAAUAAUAUAAAACACAGAUACUUGGAAUUCUGUUGUACUUAUUUUUGUGGCAAUAUGGCCGACCCGAAGUACGCCACCCUGCCGGGCAUCGCCUCGAACGAGCCGGAUGUGUAUGAGACCAGCGACCUGCCCGAGGACGACCAGGCGCAGUUUGAGUCGGAAGAGUUGUGCAGUGACAGUGUGGAGAGGAUUGUUGUCAAUCCCAACGCUGCCUACGACAAGUUCAAAGACAAGCGUGUCAGUACUAAGGGCCUUGAUUUCUCCGACCGCAUUAGCCAGAAUCGCAGAGUCGGCUAUGAGUCUGGAGACUAUGAGCUUCUGGGUGAAGGAUGUGGGGUUAAGGAGACUCCGCAGCAAAAGUACCAGCGGCUUGUUAAUGAGAUUCAGGAGCUCACAGAGGAAGUGGAACAAAUUCAGACCAGUACUAAAGAGAGCAGUGCAGAAGAGCGCCUAACACCAGUGGUUCUGGCACAGCAGGCAGCCCAGCUCAAACAGCAGCUGGUGUCGGCCCAUCUGGACUCAUUGUUGGGCCCAAAUGCUCACAUCAACUUGGCCGACCCAGACGGAGCCCUUGCCAAGCGGUUGAUGACUCAGCUGGAGGUGGCACGGGGUAUUCGCAGCAGUACCGGGGGAGAGGGGAAAUCAGCAGCACCCAAAGGCCCAGAUGGAGUUGUGAUGUAUGAACUCCACAGCCGACCUGAACACGAGAAGUUCACAGAGUCUGCCAAGAUAGCAGAAUUGGAGAGGAGGUUGGCAGACCUGGAGACUGCAGUAGGUCCUGGAUUAGAUAAGCCGGGUCCUCUCAGUGCUGGACUCCAGGGAGCCAGUCUAAUGGAUACUAUGGAGCUGCUGCAGGCUCGAGUUAGUGCUCUGGAUGCUGCCACUCUGGACCAGGUUGAAGCCAGACUGCAGAGUGUUUUGGGGAAGAUGAAUGAAAUAGCAAAACACAAGGCAGCAAUUGAAGAUGCUGAAACACAAAACAAGGUGGCACAGCUGUAUGAUAUGGUGCAGAAGUGGGAUGCCAUGGCAACCUCUCUCCCUCAGGUGGUCCAGAGACUGAUCGCUGUUAAAGAGCUACAUGAGCAAGCCAUGCAAUUUGGGCAGCUGCUGGCCCAUCUGGACACCACACAACAAAUGAUCAACAACUCACUGAAGGACAACAGGACACUGCUCACACAGGUGCAGCAGACAAUGAAAGAGAAUUUGGUUUCUGUAGAAGAGAACUUUGCUGCAUUGGACCAGAGGAUGAAGAAAAUCUCCAAAUAAGAUUUUUGUUCUCAAAUGAGCAAUCGAGCGAGGGAGAUUGAGGGAUGUGGAAAAGGAUCAUUUCAUACAUUUUAAAUCCGUGCUUUGCUCCUUCCUUUAAACUUUUUCCUUACCGGAGAACGUCGGAAAUAAAGUUUAAAACAAAGUUGUAGUUGAAGGUUAUGACCAAAUGCCAUUUUACACUACAAAAAUCUAGUGACCUUUACCCCUCUACUCUUCCUGUCUCUAGAGAUAGAUAUGUAUCUCAGUCACUUGGCUAUAUUCCACACCCAACUGCUAAUGAGGUUUCUUUAAAAAAAAAAAAAAAAAAAAAAAAUAUUCCAGCUUGAUGAUUUUCCUACCAUCUUAACAUUUUAGCUUGAAAGACUGAAACUAAGUGUCGUGUGGUAAUCUAGUCACUGGGUAAGAAGUGUCCACUUGUCUAAACAUAAAUUCACUUUUCAGUGACCACUCCAUGAAUUAAAUGUACACGAGAGCCACUGCCUCUUGGCCAACGUUUAUGAGAGGAUGUUUGCUCAUUGAGUCAGAAAUCAUACUGUAUUUAUACAUCUGAGAGUAUCUUUAACUAAUCACUCUCAGUUGCUUGUAACUGUUAUUGUAUUAUGACCAAGAUGAACUGGCACAGGUUACUCUGCUUUUGUCAUAUGCAUAAACUUUAAAAUAUUGUCUUUCUCCAACUGUGAGAAUAAAUUGAACAUGCUUUGA
Molecule: messenger RNA, 2084 nt
Organism: Hemibagrus wyckioides
Lineage: Eukaryota; Metazoa; Chordata; Actinopteri; Siluriformes; Bagridae
Gene: dctn2
Product: dynactin 2 (p50)
Exons: 14
Coding region: 168-1379 (403 amino acids)
Biological process (GO): mitotic spindle organization
Cellular component (GO): cytoplasm; dynactin complex; centrosome
Source: RefSeq, a predicted model, not a curated record